CCUUUGAUAAUACAUGUUGAGGACACAGAGGAGAACGCACCGAUUUAUGUCCUGGUUGCUUGCAUUUGGUACAACAGGUAUUGUCUUUAUCCGGUUCUUCAUUAUUCUCUUUCCUUGCUUUCUUCUUUUCCUUCUUGAUUUCAAAAUUCUGUUUGCGUUUUGUGCCUUUCGAACCAACUAUAGGUACCAUGAAGUCGCUUACUAAUGAUGAAUUUACCAACUUUUAAAGCCAC
This is a messenger RNA of Mycotypha africana, 233 nucleotides long. RefSeq lists its product as uncharacterized. NCBI's taxonomy places the organism in Eukaryota, Fungi, Mucoromycota, Mucoromycetes, Mucorales, Mycotyphaceae. The record is from RefSeq and is a predicted model, not a curated record. The coding region runs from base 14 to 205 and encodes 63 amino acids. The transcript has a single exon.